This is a messenger RNA of Galdieria sulphuraria, 262 nucleotides long. RefSeq lists its product as uncharacterized. NCBI's taxonomy places the organism in Eukaryota, Rhodophyta, Bangiophyceae, Galdieriales, Galdieriaceae. The transcript has a single exon. The record is from RefSeq and is a predicted model, not a curated record. The coding region runs from base 17 to 229 and encodes 70 amino acids.
GGAACCUCGAAUUGUGAUGGAUAGGCUAUUUUGUUUAUUUCGUUUACUCAACUCUUGCAAAGAGAAGAAAUCCUGUCCACCUAUGCCUGUUGACUACAUUCGUUUCAAAGACUCAGAUAAUCGAACACCUGUAGGCCAUACACCUCGAAGGAUUCGCAAAUAUUCGAUAACAGGAUCACCUCUUAGUGAUAGAAAGAAAACUUUGUCACCUUUUGAGUCUCAUUCUUAAGUGAAUUGAUGCAUUAAACUCCAUUUUGUUUUU